UAAGACCAUGCGCAUCGGGGUAUUUAGUGAGGUUCACGGGCUCGAGUUCUAAGGCCCGGGUGAUUAAAAUGAAAUAUAAAAUGGGUUUGUUUCGAUGAAGCGGGCCUUGCGCUUGAUCCGGUAUCAAGCGGUUUUAGCCACGUGUCAGUUGUUUACUUGAUGAAAGAUUUCGCGUAGAGGGGGAGGAAAGAAGGGUUUCCCCGUGUCUCUCCUCAUUUUCUCUUCUCGGAAAAAAAACCAGGGUUUGUGUGUGAGAGGCGAUUUUACGAGCGACGCCGAGUCUCUGAGUUGUUUGUGUGUGAAUCGACGACAGACUGUCUUCUCGACGACCUGAGAUGGAUCCCGCAGCAGAGAGAAGUCAUUCAAAGAAGCAAAAGGACUACGUCAACAUGCUAUCAUACACUUGCGAUUCUGAAUAUGGCAUUCCGAGAAGGUGUGCCUGUGGUGGGAGAAUCAUAGACGAGGUUCGAGUGAAGCAGGAGUACGAUACUCAACCCGGGAAGCGGUUCUUCACCUGUGCCAACUACGAGGCUGAUGGGUUUCACUACCGUCAGCCUUGGGUGAUUGGUGUCCAGGAGCAGAUCGAAAGCUUGACUAAGCGUCUGGAGGAGGCUGAGCAGCUGUUGAAUUUGAUUCCGAGUCUCAAAAACCAGAUUGAGACACUGGAGGCACAGGCUAGCGGGCUCACUCGGCAGGUUGAUCGCCUAACUGCGGAGGUUUAUAACUUGACGGUGCAAGUAGCUGACCUGGAGAAGCUCUGCUUCGAGUAACAAGCGAAGGUCACGGGUUGGAAGGGCAGGGUGUUGCAGGUCACGGGUCUGAAGGUUGCAGGUGAGGGUCAAGGAUGUAGGACUUUAUGUCAGUUUUUAAUCACGGAUGUAAAAUAGGAUGUACUAUGUGUAGGACUUGUCUUUUGCUGUUGAUUCGCUGAUGUAAAAUAUGUUGAUUCACGGAUGUUUUAAACUCUGCCUUCUCUAUAUAAACUAUGUCUUUCAGUUUGGUUUAAAAAUGUGUCUCAUUUCUCUUCUCCAUGUGUGUCUUUUAUUCUUACAACUGAGCAAAGCACACAAAGAAUCUGUCUCAUUUCUCUUCUCCAGUCUCUUCUCUACUCUAGUCACUUCUCUUCUCUUGUCUCUCACUUCUCUUCUCCAGUCUCUUCUCUACUCUAGUCUCUUCUCUUCUCUUGUCUCUCUAUUCUCUUCUCAUCGCAACAAACUGUGAGGUAAAGGGAAGUGAACGUGGUGAUCGUGGUGCUCAACCACUACUAGAGUAAGAGAAUUCAACAACAAACAACAGCUCCAAAUCAAGGUAAGUGUGAUAAUGCAACAAGAAUGUAGAUUAUAAAAAAAAUCUAAUAUAAUGUGAAAAAGAAUGUAGAUUAUGAAAAUGAUGAUAUAAUAAUGAAAAAAAUAUAGCUUAUGCAAAAUAUGAUAGAGUAAUGAAAUAAAAAUAGAAUUUAAAAAAAAAUCUAAUAUAAUGUGAAAAAGAAUGUAGAUUAUGAAAAUGAUGAUAUAAUAAUGAAAAAAAUAUAGCUUAUGCAAAAUAUGAUAGAGUAAUGAAAUAAAAAUAGAAUUUAAAAAAAAAUCUAAUAUAAUGUGAAAAAGAAUGUAGAUUAUGAAAAUGAUGAUAGUUACAAAUCCCCUUUUGCCAUUUUUGUCAUUUUAGGAUAAAAAACAAAAAUGUCUUCCUCAUCAAGUGAUGAAGUUGAUGAAGCUUUAGAAGAAAUGGUUGACCAAGUAGUUGAUAAUUUCAUCGACUCAGUGAUUCAUGCUCACCCCAACAAGCACAAAAGACGGGCUUAUAUCGAAAGAGAUCGGGAACAAGGACACAAUCGGCUAUGGAACGAUUAUUUCAAGGAAAAUCCUACAUAUCCACCGGAAAUGUUUAGGAGGCGUUUUCGAAUGAACAAGCCUUUGUUCCUCCACAUUGUCGAACGUGUAAGUAAUGAAGUUCCAUACUUUCAGCAAAGACGGGAUGCUUGCGGAAGGAAUGGGCUAUCUGCACUUCAAAAGUGUACCGCAGCUAUACGUAUGCUGGCAUAUGGUCAAUCGGGAGAUACAUAUGACGAAUAUCUCAGACUUGGUGACAGUACAUCACGUUUGUGUUUGGCAAAUUUCACUGAUGCAAUAAUAGAAUUGUUUGGAAAUGAGUAUCUACGAAAACCUACAGCCGAGGAUCUUCAACGCUUACUCGAUGUUGGAGAGGUACGGGGGUUUCCGGGGAUGAUAGGCAGCAUCGACUGCAUGCAUUGGGAGUGGAAAAACUGUCCAACGGCUUGGAAAGGUCAGUUCACACGGGGUUCAGGAAAGCCGACAAUUGUCUUAGAAGCCGUGGCAUCACAAGAUCUUUGGAUAUGGCACGCAUUUUUCGGCUUACCAGGUACACUCAACGAUAUCAAUGUUCUCGAUCGGUCACCGGUUUUUGAUGACAUCUUACAUGGUCGAGCACCUAAAGUUAAGUUCAAGGUCAACAACCACACUUAUCGUAUGGCCUACUAUCUUACUGACGGAAUUUAUCCAAACUGGUCAACAUUUAUCCAAUCCAUCCCACUUCCUCAAGGUCCUAAAGCCGAGAAAUUUGCACAAAAGCAAGAAUCCGCCAGAAAAGAUGUCGAACGGGCUUUUGGAGUAUUGCAGUCGAGGUUUGCAAUUGUUAAAAACCCAGCUCUACAAUGGGACAAGGAAAAGAUAGGAAAGAUAAUGAGAACUUGUGUCAUAUUGCACAAUAUGAUUGUAGAGAACGAACGACACGGAUACGCUCAAAUAAAUACUUCUGAGUUCGAAUCAGGAGAGUCAAGCAGAAGUUCAAAGGUGACAACCAGAGAAAGUAUUCAUGCCGGUGAUAUGUUAGCCAUGCGCAGAGAAGUCCGAGAUCAAGAGAAGCAUGCUCGUUUGAAAGCUGAUUUAAUGGAAAAUAUUUGGCAAAAGUUUGGUGAUGAAGAUGAAUAAACUUUGUUUGUUUUUCUAUUUCUCAAUUUAUGUAAUCUAAUCUUUUAAUGUAUUGAAUAAAUAGUUUUCAAAAAUUUAAUAAUAUUUUAAAUAUUUUAUUCUUGUUUUCUGGAUAAUUUGAAUAUUAAAAAAAAAUAUAUAUAUUAUUAUUUUAUUGUUAUGAACUCAUACUUCAGGUUCACCAAUGCAGAAAAAAACAAUUACAGGUUCAUAACUAUUCAUGGACCCACAAAAAAAUAUUAAAAUAAACUUGUGAACCCCAAAGAGGGGUUCACCAAUGCUCAUGCUCUAAGCAUCUCUAUCUAUCUAUCUUCUUUCUGUUUUCCUUUUUGUUACGUCACUUCCCCAACAUGUGCCCUUCAUUUGAUUUCACUAUCAAUCUUGCAUCUUCGCAUCUUCGCAUCUAUUUUCCCUUUUCUUUUCCCUUUUUUUAUAAUCAAGAUUUGGAACUUGGAAUAACUUACCUAUAUAUAUUAAUUUAACUUUGGAAUUUGUAGUCAUCAUGUGAUUUAGUGGUCAAAUUAAUAUGAAUAUAGUGAAAAUUGACGAACCGUGUCUAAACUAUCGCUACACCAAGAUGCGAUCGAGACACAUGUUGUCAAUUUAACAUGCUUUCUUACUGUUAUGAUUAUGGUCGUAAUUAUAGCUAAGACAAGUACGCGAGGAAAUCCAAGCAAGAUAUUCGUGUUAGAGAUAUGAAUAGCUGAAUAACAACGUCUUUUUUCUCAUCAAACGGCUGUUGAAUAGCAACUUUAAGUGACUCCUUAUAUAGUUAUAUUUAAUUUUUAAUGGAUUUAAGUAAAUCAAGAGGCUAACUGAAACUCCCUUUUGUUAUUUAUUUCAGGAUUCUAUUUAUUUUGUGUAAUUGGACGGAACAGAAAAGACUAGAAUCUAGAUAAUGAAUUUAUCAAAAUGCCGAAUUUGAUUCCAAUAUUAAUGGACUACCACGUCCGAACUAUAUAUAGUUAACAUUUAUUUCUUAUUAUAUUUUGGUGUGGUCUCACGCCACUAAUAAUAAGCUACUAGAUUUUGAUCCGCGCGUCUGGGUGUAUAUUUUGAAAAAUAUAUUGAUAUUUAUUUUUAUGUAAUUAUUAGGGUUUUACAAAAUUAAUCCAAACAACAGAACCAAUACCGAUCCGAAAAUAUAGUACCAAAUCCGAACAUAAAUUAAUUAAAUAUUCAAAUUAUUCAAAAUUUUGUUAUUUAGAGAACCAAAUCUGAUCCGAACCGAAGUAUCCGGGUUCCCGAAUUUAUCUA
Molecule: messenger RNA, 4205 nt
Organism: Brassica napus (rape)
Lineage: Eukaryota; Viridiplantae; Streptophyta; Magnoliopsida; Brassicales; Brassicaceae
Product: putative nuclease HARBI1
Exons: 5
Coding region: 1680-2948 (422 amino acids)
Source: RefSeq, a predicted model, not a curated record